UCGCGAAUUCCUGCCCACCAUGCGCAGUGGGCGCGCUCCCGUCCGGGCCGGCAGGACCACUCCUAGUCUCGGCGUCGAAUGGGACAGGACGUGUACUGGCGGUGUUCUGCGGCACGGGAUAUGGCGAUGUUCCGGGGACACGUGUAGAAUCGCCCGCGAUGGGGCGCAGCCGGAUGGUCUGGCCAACCGUGCUGGUGACCCUCUUGGCCCUGGGAUGGGCUUUUGCUGGUUCGCCCGGAGCAGGAGGAAGCUACUUGGGCGACGUCAACGUUUCGGCCAUUUUGGACUCCUUCAGCGUCAGCUACGACAAAAGAGUAAGACCGAAUUACGGAGGCCCACCCGUGGACGUGGGAGUCACGAUGUACGUGCUAAGUAUCAGCUCGUUGUCCGAGGUCCAAAUGGACUUCACCUUGGACUUUUACUUCCGGCAAUUCUGGACGGACCCCCGGCUGGCGUUCAGGAAGCGACCCAGCGUGGAGAUCCUCUCCGUCGGCUCGGAGUUCAUCAAGAACAUCUGGGUGCCGGAUACAUUCUUCGUUAACGAGAAGCAUUCUUCUUUCCACAUGGCCACCACCUCCAACGAGUUCAUCAGGAUACACCAUUCCGGAUCGAUUACGCGGAGUAUUCGAUUGACAAUUACCGCUUCGUGUCCGAUGAAUCUCCAGUAUUUUCCAAUGGAUAGACAGCUCUGCCAUAUCGAAAUCGAAAGUUUCGGUUAUACGAUGAGGGACAUCCGGUAUAAAUGGAAUUCGGGCGUUAAAAGCGUCGGAAUUAGCAACGAAGUGGAGCUGCCCCAAUUCAGGGUGCUGGGACACAGGCAGAGACAAACCAUUAUAUCGUUGAGUACAGUCGGUUACACCAUGCGGGACAUCCGGUAUAAAUGGAACGAAGGUCCCAAUUCGGUUGGUGUAUCCAACGAGGUGUCGCUGCCCCAAUUCAAGGUCCUGGGACACAGGCAAAGGGCCAUGGAAAUCAGUCUGACCACAGGAAAUUACUCGAGAUUAGCCUGCGAGAUACAAUUCGUACGAUCGAUGGGUUAUUAUCUCAUUCAAAUUUACAUCCCGUCCGGCCUUAUCGUCAUUAUCUCAUGGGUGAGCUUCUGGUUGAAUCGUAACGCCACCCCUGCUAGGGUAGCCCUUGGUGUCACCACUGUAUUGACCAUGACAACUUUGAUGUCUUCGACCAAUGCUGCUCUACCAAAAAUUUCCUACGUGAAAUCCAUCGAUGUCUACCUGGGGACCUGUUUCGUGAUGGUCUUUGCCAGUUUACUAGAAUACGCCACCGUUGGUUACAUGGCGAAACGAAUACAAAUGCGAAAAAACCGGUUUCUAGCGAUACAAAAAAUAGCCGAGCAGAAGAAACUAAAUGUUGAUGGUGGACCUGACGAUCAUGCGCCCAAACAAACAGAGGUACGCUUCAAGGUUCACGACCCCAAGGCGCACAGCAAGGGCGGCACGCUCGAGAGCACCGUGAACGGCGGCCGUGGAGGCGGCGGCGGCGAUCGCGGGGGCGGCGCCCCCGACGAGGAGGCCUGCGCCCCCAUACCCCAGCACAUCAUCCACCCCAACAAGGACAUCAACAAAUUGUACGGGAUCACGCCGUCGGACAUCGACAAGUACUCCAGGAUAGUGUUUCCCGUGUGUUUCGUGUGCUUCAAUCUGAUGUACUGGAUCAUUUACUUGCACAUUUCCGACGUCGUCGCCGACGAUCUAGUGCUCUUGGAGUCCGAUAAGUGAAUCGGAGAGGGCGAUGGACGGGCGAAUGGGUUCCUGGUGAUUUGGCGGUUUCGUUUGGUUUUAGUUGUACUAGGUUCAUUGGUACUUUACUAUAAGCUCGUUUGAGGUACUGUCGCAAGCUUAUUGUUCGUUUAAAUUUGAGGGGUGAGGUUACUUGGGAUGUUUUAGGUGUGUUUUGGACAUAUUGGGUGUGUCCAAUUGUGCAUGGGAGAAUGUACUUGUACUAUAUUAUUUGAGGUUGUUUUUGGUCUAUGUGAGAUUGGUUAAAAUAAUGCUAGAAUCGAUGUUAUUGAGUUCAAGGAGGGUACAAUCAAUUAUUAAAGAACUAGAGUUGAUUUUGGAGUGUUCAAAAAGUUGAAAAUCGAUUAUUAAAGAACUAGAAUUGAUUUGGGAGUGUUC
Phyllotreta striolata is the source of this 2135-nucleotide messenger RNA. Lineage: Eukaryota; Metazoa; Arthropoda; Insecta; Coleoptera; Chrysomelidae. The record is from the annotation of a GenBank genome assembly.